Messenger RNA from Melanotaenia boesemani (Boeseman's rainbowfish), 2804 nucleotides. RefSeq names its product BTB/POZ domain-containing protein KCTD16-like. Gene Ontology annotation, cellular component: postsynaptic membrane; presynaptic membrane. The record is from RefSeq and is a predicted model, not a curated record. Lineage: Eukaryota; Metazoa; Chordata; Actinopteri; Atheriniformes; Melanotaeniidae. The coding region runs from base 781 to 2055 and encodes 424 amino acids. Gene Ontology annotation, molecular function: protein binding. Gene Ontology annotation, biological process: protein homooligomerization; regulation of G protein-coupled receptor signaling pathway. The transcript has 2 exons.
UGGCCAGAGCAGAAUAUCAUGGAAAAGAUUGCAUCGUUGCACUUCCCAUCAGUAUGCCAAAAAUGACAUUUUCCUUUAAGGUGAUGUCAGACAUUACUUCGCGGGAUGGUUUUUCUCUCUCCCUCUCUCUCUGUGGCACAGCUUGGAGCAAUAUUGUCUUAAACCUUCUGCCGGUUUAGCCGUUUCCGCACUCAGCAGUUUGGAGAAAUGGGAGCGCAGCGGAGUCCCGUUUCCAUCCUCCCUGUGAGCAUCCUCGGAGCAUGUUUCAGCAUCCCAGCAGCCAGGAGCGACGCUUAGUAGCAGAACGAUAAGAUACUUUCACUAUUCUUUAGUUUAUCUUGGACUUGUGUGGACUAAUUAGAGCACGGGCGCAAAUCUUUCCAAACUUGUUUUUAACUGUAGUUUUUUUUUUCUUCUUUUUUUGUGGGAAGUGGCAGAAUUAAAUGAGUAUUAUAUAGCCUACUUCUUCGAAGUCACACAAACGACCCAUUACAGUGAAUGUGUGUAACAUGAUGCUGGUUUUGAUAAUCGAUUCAAUUAAAAAAGGAUACAUCGUGGGCAGGCUUGUUUAUGCAUGGAUUUAAGGGUGAUAUUGUAGACGCGCCUUGGGAUUGUUCUGUCAUGAGACGCUGGAUGCAAGCACUUCUGCUUGAAUCAAGACUGCACUUUGGCUCUGAGCGCAUCAGCACCAUGCAGUGUCUUCGCCGCACAUCAUGAACUUCUGGGAUGAUUGCACUCCGUGAUCGCAGACUCAGAUUUUGAACAGGAGCUUGAAAAACAAUGGCACUGAGCGAAAACUGCAAAACGCAACCCGCUAAAGAGCAGGGCUCGGUGCAAAAUCCUCCAUCGGACGUUGUCGAGUUAAACGUGGGUGGGCAGGUGUAUUACACUCGUUAUACCACCUUGACAAGCUUUCCAAAUUCCUUACUUGGGAAGCUGUUCUCUAACAAGAAGGAGUCUUCAAACGACUUGUCCCGGGACCUCAGAGGACGUUAUUUUAUUGACAGAGAUGGGUUUUUGUUUCGUUAUGUGCUGGAUUACCUCAGAGACAAGCAGGUUGUCCUGCCUGACCACUUUCCAGAGAGAGGAAGGUUAAAAAGAGAGGCGGAAUACUUCCAACUACCAGAGCUGUCCAAACUUUUGUCAGCAGAGGAGUCAAAACUCUUUCCAGAUGACUUGUUUUACAGCGAUUUGGAUGAUGCGUCGCAGGGCAGCGACCACAGAUUUUACCCGUCAUUCUCCAUGGACAGGAGAUAUGGCUAUAUCACGGUUACUUUUAGAGGCGCUUGCGCUGCUGGAGGAAGAGAGAGUCACACUGAUUCCAAGGCCAAAAAGUUACCCAGAAUUUUCAUCAGUAGCAGGAUCGGCUUGGCCAAAGAAGUAUUUGGAGACGCACUGAACGAGAACAGGGACACGGACAGACCGCCGGACCGAUACACAUGCAGGUUUUACCUCAAGUUCAAACACCUGGAGAGAGCUUUCGAUAUGCUGUCAGAGUGCGGUUUUCACAUUGUGGCCUGCAAUACGUCCCUGACUGCGUCCUCCAUGGGUCAUUAUACGGAUGACAGGGUCUGGUCCAAUUACGCACAGUACAUCUUCUACCGUGGGCCCUCCCGGUGGUCGUCCUCUCACUGUGACUGCUGCUGCAAAAGCCACAAAAGUGAGCGUGAGGGAGAAAGUGGCACUUCCUUCAAUGACCUCUCUACUUCCUGCUCUGAGUCCCAGUCAGAGGCCAGUUCCCCUCAAGGAACCGUGAUCUGUGGUCCUGUGAGCCGACGAUCCAACAUCCAGACCCUGGACCGUCCCGUGCCCAAAGGGCCAGUCCAUAUGCUGCAGCAGGCAGAGAUGCGUCGCAAGACAGACAUGCUCCGUGUGAGAACCUUCGGGGUGCGUGACCGAGAGGCUGCAAAGAGGAAAGCAAACAAGGAGAAGAUGACUCCAGAGCAGGAGUUAGAGAAAUGUAUCCAGGACUUCCGGCGCAUUAGGAUUCCCGAUCGCUUCCCAGAAAGGAAGUACAUGUGGCAAUCAGAGCUCCUACGAAAGUAUCGUCUAUAGGUAUUAAUGUGAAGAAGAGAAUAUAGAAAUAGCAGAAAAAGAGAUGGUACUGUAGUAUCUUGUCAUAAUCAGUAAAGAAUAUAGCUGCACCCUCUAGGACACAUACUGUACCAGAAAAAAAACUGUCCUGCCAGGAUGAAUAAUGAAGCACACACUGUAUAAAGCAGUAGUGAUUUGUAAAGUUUGCACAGUGUUGUGUACAAUAUGCACAUGUGUAAAUGAGGCUGAGGCUUACGGCUCCUUCAUUGCUCUCACUUUGGAGAGCUUAGCCAGGCAUACUACAGGUUAUAACAUCACUGACAACAAAGCAACCUCAGGGGAACCACCAUUUUAGUUCACCAACCUUUCACAUGCUGUAUGUGCAGUUGCCCACAAUAACUGUUUUUAAAAUGGAUAUACCCAGAUGGUGCUGUAAGUUAGCAACAAAAUAUCACUACAAAAUAUCAAUUCACUGAAAACACAUAUAUGUUAAAUAUGCUUUGGAAACAGCACUGCAUGUCAUUUCACCCUUAGCCUAAUUAUGCAAUAUCAAACAAAGUUUUAAUUCACUGGUCUGAUGGCUAAAAAUGUCAUGAGUGAGACAAAUGUAUCGAGUGAAGCACUGCCUAAAUCUGUUUGCCAUUGUAGAACUUUUCAUCUAAUGUUGUCAUUAUGUGUUGGUUAGACAAUUUUGUGUAGCUAGAGUAUAUAAUGCCAAUCGAUAUUGAUCUAAUUCUUGAUUGUAAGUGUGGGAAAAAAGUAAAUAAAAG